GGCGAUUUCUGUGAGGGGAGCCAAGGUGGCGGGCCGGUCCCGUCCCGUCCCGGGGAGGAGGCCCUCACGGACCGACAUGCCGCCCAAAGCCCCCCGGAAAGCCGCCCCGGAACGGCCUCCUCCUCCUCCUCCUCCUGAGGGGGCCAUGGAGGCGGACAGCGGGGACCUGCCGCCCCUCAGCAGUCUGGAAUUUGAAGACAUCGAAGAACCUGAUUUUGCUGUACUGUGUCAGAAGCUGAAGGUACCAGCUGAUGUCAGAAAGGGAGCUUGGGAUACCUGGAGGAAAGUCUCAUCCGUGGAUGGGAUGCUGGAUUAUAUUCAAAAGAAGAAGGAAUUGUGGGGAAUCUGUAUCUUUACUGCAGCAGUUGACCUGGAUGAGAUGACAUUCACUUUUACUGAACUGCAGAAAAGUAUAGAUGUAAGCGUGUAUAAAUUUUUUCAGUUGCUGAAAGAAAUCGACACUAGUACUAAAGUAGACAGUACCGUAUCAAGACUAAUGAAGAAAUAUGAUGUGUUGUUUGCACUGUACAACAAAUUAGAGAGGAUUUGUGGACUUAUAUAUGUUGCCCAGCCCAGUAGUCAGGUGGCAACUGAAAUAAAUUCUGGGUUGGUGCUAAAAAUUUCUUGGAUCACGUUUUUACUGGCUAAAGGGGAAGUAUUACAGAUGGAAGAUGACUUGGUGAUCUCCUUUCAGUUAAUGUUAUGUGUUCUUGACUAUUUUAUCAAGCUCUCACCUCCUGCAGUGCUCAAGGAGCCUUAUAGAAAUGCCGUGAGUGUAAUACCUAUCAAUGGCUCACCUCGCACAUCAAGGCGAGGUCAGAACAGGAGCGCACGGCUAGCAAAGCAACUGGAGCAUGACACAAGAGUCAUUGAAGUUCUUUGUAAAGAGCACGAAUGCAAUAUAGAUGAGGUGAAAAAUGUGUAUUUCAAAAACUUCAUUCCUUUUUUGAAUUCUCUUGGCAUUGCAGCUUCUAAUGGAACUAGUGGACUUCCAGAGGCUGAAAAUCUUUCCAAGCAGUAUGAAAAGAUUUACCUUAAGAACAAAGAUAUGGAUGCAAGACUAUUUCUAGAUCAUGAUAAAACCCUUCAGACUCAGCCUAGUGAUCUACGUUCUGAAAUCGAGAAAACCCCCCAAAAGAACAACCCUGAUGAAGAAGUACAGCUAAUUCCUCCACAAACACCAGUUAGGGCUGUCAUGAAUACUAUCCAACAGCUGAUGAUGAUUUUAAAUACUGCAAGUGACCAGCCAUCCGAAAAUCUCAUCUCCUAUUUCAAUAACUGCACCGUGAAUCCUAAGGAAAGUAUCCUUAAAAGAGUAGAAACCAUUGGAUGCAUCUUUAAAGCGAAAUUUGCUGAAACUGUUGGACAAGGAUGUAUUGAAAUUGGCUCACAGCGAUACAAGCUCGGCGUACGAUUGUAUUACAGAGUAAUGGAAUCUAUGCUCAAAUCAGAAGAAGAGCGCCUGUCCAUUCAAAACUUUAGCAAACUCCUGAAUGAUAACACCUUCCAUACCUCCUUGCUGGCUUCUGCUGUUGAGAUUGUCAUGGCCACUUAUGGCAGGAGUGGAUCCCAGAAUAAUGGUGCUGGAACUGACUUUCCGUGGAUACUGAAUGUACUUGAUUUAAAAGCCUUUGACUUUUACAAAGUAAUUGAAAGCUUCAUUAAAGCAGAAACAAGCCUGACAAGAGAGAUGAUAAAGCAUCUAGAACGUUGCGAACAUCGAAUCAUGGAGUCCCUCGCGUGGCAGUGGGAUUCACCUCUGUUUGAUCUCAUUAAACAAGCAAAAGAACGAGAAGGACCAGCUGAUCACCCUGAGCCCACUUCCAACCUUAAUCUGCCUCUUCAGCAUUCUCACACUGCAGCAGAUCUAUAUCUGUCUCCUGUUAGAUCCCCUAAGAUAAAAGGAGCAACAGUUCGUGUAAAUUCCUCUCAAAAUGCAGAGGCACAGACAACUUCAGGAUCCCAAAUUCAGAAGCAACAGAAAUCUACCUCCCUUUCACUUUUUUAUAAAAAAGUGUAUCGACUAGCAUAUAUCCGACUGAAUUCCCUAUGUUCACGCCUUUUGUCUGAUCACCCGGAACUGGAACACAUCAUCUGGACCCUUUUUCAACAUACCCUGCAAAAUGAAUAUGAACUAAUGAGAGACCGACAUUUGGACCAGAUCAUGAUGUGCUCUAUGUAUGGCAUCUGUAAAGUGAAGAAUAUUGACCUGAAAUUCAAAAUGAUUGUGACAGCUUACAAGGACCUCACUCAUGCCAUCCAGGAGACUUUCAAGCGUGUUUUGAUAAGGGAGAGACAGUACGACUCCAUUAUAGUCUUUUACAACUUGGUCUUCAUGCAGAAACUGAAAACGAACAUUUUGCAAUAUGCUUCCACAAGGCCCCCAACCUUGUCACCUAUACCUCACAUUCCUCGAAGCCCUUAUAAGUUUUCCAGCUCUCCUUUACGUGUGCCUGGUGGGAACAUCUACAUUUCACCUCUGAAGAGCCCCUACAAAUUUUCAGAAGGAUUGCCAACUCCCACCAAGAUGACUCCAAGAUCAAGAAUCUUAGUGUCAAUUGGUGAAUCGUUUGGGACUUCUGAGAAAUUCCAGAAAAUAAACCAGAUGGUUUGUAGCAGUGACCGUUCACUCAAAAGAAGCGCUGAAGGAAGCAACCCUCCGAAACCGCUGAAAAAGCUCCGCUUCGAUAUCGAAGGGCAGGACGAAGCAGACGGAAGCAAACAUCUACCUGGAGAGUCUAAAUUUCAGCAGAAACUUGCAGAAAUGACCUCCACCCGAACGAGAAUGCAGAAGCAGAAGAUGAACGAUGCCAUGGACAUCUCAAACAAAGAAGAAAAGUGAAAAUCUUCUCAGGACCGUUUUCUGCACUGCAUAGUCUUCUGGCUUCACUUGACUAGUUUGUUUCGUUUUGUAUUUGAUUGUCCAGCCAGCAUAGUAUUUUUGGCUACUGGGGACAACAGGUGACUAGUUAAAAUAUUUAGCUUGCAGCUCUUUCCGGUGUUUUGGGGCACACACGCAUAAUAUUACUUAAGCUUGGUGUGAGAUGCUCCUUGGGAGCCUCUCUCCUGCUAGUGGGAGAGGUUUGUGGCAAUCCAACUGGCAGAUUGGCCAACUUCAAAGGGGCAGAGACAAGCAGGAGGAAGGGCAGCCUAGUCCCACCUGGUCAUUUCUGCUAAACACUCUCUACCCUAAGAUGUAGCAUGACCAUGUCUUAAUGCCACUGAGUUUGAUUAAUUUAUGAAUUGUUCUUUCCAGAUGACUUUUUCUCCCGCUUCCUUAAUGCAUCUGUAGUGAUUUGCCCACCAAUAGCAUCCUAUUUCUCUGGAACGCUUCUGUCUCAAGUAGCCAUUUGAAGCUAGAAAGGAUGACUUGAAAUGCACUUAUUAUUUUUGUUCAGUAGAUUUCUCUUUACCAUUGGAAUUUGAUGCACUAUUUGCUUAGUUUGCCCAUUUUUAUCUUUUACGUACCGACAGAAAGAAAAGUGGAAAGUAAACUCGUGUUGUAGCUGUACUACUGACAACAGAGCCCAUACCUCAGAGAGGGUGAAAGCCUCCUACUACUGCUCCUCUCUCCUUCCCCCUCCCUUACUCUCUAAAACCAUGGGUAGAUGACAUCACUGUUGAUUUGUCUACUUGCCAAUUUGGAUCCUGUUGAGCGUAGGAACGGCCCAGAUGAAUACUUGAAUGGGGCUGUGUUCGGCCCUCACCGUGAACCUAGUAAGUGCACUCUCUAAUCUUUCUGGGCCCUCAAGAAUCAAGGCAGAAAUGACUUAAAUUAAAGAAAACAGAUUUAACUGCAGGAGUCAAUGCCUCCAACUUUUUUUCCCCUCCUCCCCCCCCUUCCCUUUGAGGUCAGAGAUUUAGGAACAAAGCAUUUAAUAAUCAAGGCCUUCACUCUCAAACUUGGGAAAGUUUAAAGCUUCAUCAGAUGACUUUUAACGCAAACUUUAUACAUUCAAUUUUAUUUAAAAUUGGCUACCCUUUUUUUUUUUUAACUCUUAGAGAUUAAGCUGGCUGGCUGUUUACCCUUGAAGACUGAAAGUAGUCCAAGUUCUAUAAGCAAAGGUCUCCUUGAAGGGCAGCCAACCUGUUGAUCACGAUUUAAUUUUGUGCAAAUGCUUCAACUUAAAACAGCUGGGUUAGGAAAAAAAAUGCUGUUUUAAUUGCAACUAAAGGUGUAUUUAAAAUAUCUUGUGUGGAUAACUUAUUUAGAAAUGGUGUAGUUAAGAAAGGUGAUAUUUAAGGCAGCAUCACCUCAUUUUUUUUUAAAGGAUCACUUUUAACAGUCUAAAUCCAGAACUCGUUAAAAAAAAAAAAAGGCAUUGACUUGGGACUGUUUUGAUAGAAAGUUAAGCCUUAUUUGAAGACCUGUUAAGUUUUAAACUGAAAUACUGCUUUGACAGUUUUCUUGAAAUAUGUUCAAAAGAGUUGAAGUCUGUAAUAGCAUGUUUCUCUCACUUAGUUUUGCCUUGAUUUCAGUCAGCCGUUAGUUUGUAAACCCGAGGCUUAAGGCCUCUUAGGGCCUUUAUCUCUACAUUCAUAUUAGGAUUCAUGCCAAGACUGAAAAACAGUCUGAACUGCAAAAACAGUGUGCUGUAAAGGAAAGUUCCUAAACAUACCCUCAGCUAAUAGUAUUGCUUUUCUUUUCCAGUUUUUCCAUUUUUGUUCGGAUUGGUUAAAGACUGUGCAUUAAAAAGUGUUUGUUACUAUUUUCUACCAUUAAUAUCUUUGAGGAAUAAUAAAAUAGCUAUUAAGAGA
Tachyglossus aculeatus (Australian echidna) is the source of this 4758-nucleotide messenger RNA. RefSeq names its product RB transcriptional corepressor 1 (gene RB1). The record is from RefSeq and is a predicted model, not a curated record. Gene Ontology annotation, biological process: negative regulation of G1/S transition of mitotic cell cycle; neuron projection development; cell differentiation. The transcript is spliced from 27 exons. Gene Ontology annotation, cellular component: nucleus; chromatin; Rb-E2F complex. Bases 77 to 2842 code for a protein of 921 amino acids. NCBI's taxonomy places the organism in Eukaryota, Metazoa, Chordata, Mammalia, Monotremata, Tachyglossidae. Gene Ontology annotation, molecular function: RNA polymerase II transcription regulatory region sequence-specific DNA binding.